GGUGAACCCGAAAACCACUUCUUCGCGUAUACGUUGGUAUCAACGGGUAAGGCAGUGUGAAGAUAGCAUCUCGCCUCGCACACGUGUGUAAUGGUACGCCGCGUCAGAGGCCGAGAGAUCAAGCGGUGCAAAAAUGGUUGUUGUCGUCACUUGUGUAUGAAUCACACCUUCCUACAUAUAUGCAUGUUCUUUGAGGCUCAGCAGUGCUGUACCAUCGUGUUUUCUUGAAAGCGCACUUUUUCCCUCUUCUCUUUACGCCAACAACCAAGGAAGGGAAAAGGGGUGAGGGUGGCAUUGGUCUAUCAUCGAGCCUAUCACUGGCGUUUUCUGUUCGCAUUUUACUCCUCAGUUCUAGUGCUUUUGCUUUUUACCACCACCACCGCCAUCACUGCUGCUGCUGCCAACGUACGGCGGCGCUAACAAUCACCGUUGCAGUUCUUCCUCAUUUUUCUUUGUUUAACUGGUGGUCAUUCCUUUCUGUCACGUCCUUAUACAUCAAUUCGUAAUCUUCUAGUAGUCAUGACGAGCUCGUCUGCCGCGCAGAGAAACCUCAACGCCAGCAGCUCCGCGACGUCCAGCAGCGAUGGCGUACAGGCUACGCAACCAACUGCGCUACAAGCCCCGACGGCGAAGCAAAAAGAGGGGUUCGGCUAUACGGCCGGCCCAGCUUUGGUGAGUGGGGCCUCGCAGGCCAUCUUGUUCAACCCAAUCGAUCGAGCCCUCUACGUGCGAGUCAAGUUCCGUCGCUGGCGCUUCCUGGACAAGCGCAACUUCGAACGUCCGUUUCAGGGUUUCAUGAAUGCGGCGGUGUACCGCACGUUGGUGGGGGCAUCGUACAUGUUCUGGCAGGACAGCAUGCGGAUCGCCAUCGAGCGUCUGGCACCGGCGCCGUGUCAAGCCUCGGCGUCUCCGCAGUUAAACUCCAUGAUGAUUGGUCUGUCCGCCGGGUCCGUGAACGGCUUGGCCCUCAACACGCUACAAGCGGUGAAGUUCCGCAUGUGGAACACCGACGAGCGCGGCAUCACCUUCAUGCGCACGGCGUGCAACAUGUACAAGGAGGGAGGGCCAGCCAUUUUUUUCCGCGGCUGCGUCACGACGAUGGUGCGGGACAGCGUAUUCGGGGUCGUGUACGAGACGACGCGCCGCGCUGCUGCGUGGCGACUCUUCUUUGAGCAACAAGUUGCGCUGCUCUCUUUCCUGUUCGGCUCAACGCCCUCCACGCCUCCGCCGCUGAUGCACGGCGAGGGGGAGGAGGAGGCGACGGCGCACGGGAUGACGGAAACGGCGGAAGCCGCGCAGGCGGCUUUUCAUCGAGAAAAGUUGGGCUUUGCCGCGUUCUUGUCGAAUCUCAUGGCGGCGCUGACCGCGUCCAUGAUGAGCUCCCCGUUUAACUACGUGCGCUCCGUUGUCUACGGGACCCCGCGUGGGGCGAUCCCGCUCGGCUACCUGCCACUUCUAAGAUCAUUUUAUACCCAGUUUUUCUACAUUUAUCGGCACGGCAAGAGCUACACCGACCGGCACGGAAUGCCGGAAUUGCGCGAGACGGAGCACCGGGACUCGCAUCAGGCCGCUGCGGCCUCACCAACCUCGAGUGCGAAUAGCAACGCGACAUCGUCUCAACGUCCUUCGAUUGGCGGGCAGGUGCACAGUGCAGAGGGCUGCAGCAGAGGCCCAUCUGCAGCUGCGCGGCGUGCUCAAGUCACACGACGGGCGCUAUCGGUUUCGCAGAUGUCGGCGGCGGUGCGUAACUGGGCCGACACCCAUCAGCACCACCCCAUCGCCGCGUGGACGUGGGCGAACAGUCGCCUCAACAUCGGGUGGGGCUCGAUACGCGUGGGGCUUGGUAUGGCGAUGGGGCAGAGUCUCUUCUACUUAGCACAGGACUUCGUACGUGAGGAAAAGCACAGGCGAUGA
Molecule: messenger RNA, 1914 nt
Organism: Leptomonas pyrrhocoris
Lineage: Eukaryota; Euglenozoa; Kinetoplastea; Trypanosomatida; Trypanosomatidae
Exons: 1
Coding region: 520-1914 (464 amino acids)
Biological process (GO): glycine import into mitochondrion
Cellular component (GO): mitochondrion
Molecular function (GO): glycine transmembrane transporter activity
Source: RefSeq, a predicted model, not a curated record